AAGCAGCAAACUUAGUAUUUAGUUAGUUUCUAGAUUUAACACAGUAGAUUUCCAUGUAAAUAUACAAGACAUUUGCUAGUUUUGGUGUAAAGUUGCUAGUGUUUGCUACCCACUUGGGUUUUUGUUAAAAGAUUUGAAAUAGAGAUUAACAAACACAAGUUUUGUUUUAAAUAUUUACAUAACUAGUAAAUUUAAUUUCAAGUGAUAGUUAAAGUAUUAUUGUAUUAAAAGUUCCACUUAGUUUGUAGUGUAUUUUCGUACAUGAACACAUUGUCUAUUAAUAAAUGUCCCGCACUUCAAAGCCGCGAACUUACUAACAACCAUAGAUAAGAUAUCAGAUAGAGAUGUGAUGUCACAUCUUGUUUAGUCUUAAUAUAAUUUUGCUAAAGAGUUAUUUAUUAUCUACGCAAUAGUUUUGCUUGUGAGUUUGUGUUAUUGAUUUAUUGUUAAUAAAUAUGAUUUAUAAACCUGUAACUCACGUUUUAUUUGAUAUGGACGGUCUGAUACUGAAUACAGAAGACUUAUAUACGAUAGGCUUUCAAAAGAUCGCGUCUAGAUAUGGCAAGGAGUUUACAUUUGAUUUGAAGUGUAGGAUAAUGGGUCAACAGACGAGGGAAUUUGCCGCCUCCAUUAUCAAUGGCCUUGACCUACCUCUGACCGUCGAUGAGUUUUUGAAGGAGACGCGAUUCAUUUACGAAGAAUUAUUUCCUCAAUCUAAAAUUAUGCCGGGAGUUGAAAGAUUUAUACGACAUUUAUAUGACAAUGGCGUUCCUAUUGGUCUAGCAACGAGUAGCAGUAAAGAAACUUAUGAUUUAAAAGUAAAAAAUCAUUCAGAACUAUUUAAUAUGCUGGAGUACAAGACAUGGGGCUCUUCUGACCCCUUAGUUAAGAAAGGAAAGCCCUAUCCGGAUAUAUUUCUCGUCGCUGCAGACAAAUUUCGAGACAAACCAGCUCCAGAAAAGGUGUUAGUAUUCGAAGAUUCGAUAAAUGGUGUAAAAGCGGCUCACUCCGCUGGUAUGCAAGUCGUUAUGAUACCAGAUCCGAGACUUGACCGGACGCUUGCGCCAGAAGCAACUCUCAUACUGAACUCUAUGGAGGAUUUCGUACCGGAACAUUUUGGUCUACCGCAGUACACACAGCGCAAUCUGUAAUUAGUUCCUAUGGUUGAUCUUCUUGGUAAUCGUGUCUCCAUUGUAAUAAAACCAGUACAAAACAUAUUUUCAGCACUCAUAUUUGGCAAAAAAAAUAUAUUUUGAACUUACAAACUGAUUUUCAAAAUAU
Messenger RNA from Papilio polytes (common Mormon), 1281 nucleotides. Its product is annotated as pseudouridine-5'-phosphatase-like. The transcript has 4 exons. Lineage: Eukaryota; Metazoa; Arthropoda; Insecta; Lepidoptera; Papilionidae. The coding region runs from base 456 to 1151 and encodes 231 amino acids. Gene Ontology annotation, molecular function: phosphatase activity. The record is from RefSeq and is a predicted model, not a curated record.